Messenger RNA from Phanerochaete carnosa HHB-10118-sp, 2820 nucleotides. RefSeq lists its product as uncharacterized. The transcript is spliced from 3 exons. The record is from RefSeq and is a predicted model, not a curated record. The coding region runs from base 17 to 2146 and encodes 709 amino acids. NCBI's taxonomy places the organism in Eukaryota, Fungi, Basidiomycota, Agaricomycetes, Polyporales, Phanerochaetaceae. Gene Ontology annotation, cellular component: mitotic spindle pole body; DASH complex; mitotic spindle. Gene Ontology annotation, biological process: attachment of spindle microtubules to kinetochore.
UCGUCCUCAUACCACCAUGACUCCGCCAUUGAAGCCCGUCGAACCAAAUACACCUCGAUGGGAGCCGUCAGAGGACCCUAGCACAAUUGUCGUGCCAAGUCUUGACACGACCGCGCCCGUGAAUGACCAGAUCGAGCAAAUCGAGCAACUCAUCACCAUCAAACUUCAGAACGUGGACGCAAACUUCUCGAAGAUACAACAGGUGAUGGCGAAUAGGAUACUGCCUGCGGUGAAGCGGUACGCAGUGGGGACAGAGCCGGUGAGGGAGGCAGCGAAGUUUUGGACGACGUUCUUUGAGCAAGCGGCGCAGAUACGCGUACCGACAUACGAAGAAUACACUCCUGAGAACACGCAAACAGAACAGGAAACAGAAUCUGAGGCAGCCCCAGAACAGUCAAGGAAUGAAGAGCAAACUGAAGAACAAGCGGAUGUCACCGUGCAGUCGUUCCGUUUAGACAAAACGGGCUCGUCCGAAGUCUCUUUCAUGCCCAACCAGGCUGCCGUGUCCUCCACACCUGCGACAUCUCGGCACAAAUCACAUUACGACCAAUUUCUUAGUCAAGAUGAGCCAACCCCACCCUGGUCGACUUCACUUGAGUCGCCUCUGGUCCGCCUGGACCGGGACCUGCGCAGCCUCUCGCGUGAAGAAGACGUCUCAGUCGCGUCUUCUUCGGCAAUGCACCAAGACUCGCGAUAUGACGAUUCGCAGGACGUCACGCAGCGACAGAUACAUCGACCGACACUCGAAGAUCGCUCUCAACGGUCGCGGCGGGACAUCAGCGUCGCGCAGUCAGACAAAGGCAAAGGCAAAGCGAAAGAGGGUCCGGAACCUCUCCUCCGGGACGUCCUCAGGCGAAACGUCGACGGCCCUUCCAAUAUCACGCGUGCCGCGACAUCUCCUUUGAAAUCCAAGUCUAGGACGCCAAUUCUCAAGGCGAUGAACCCAUACCUGCCAUUGGACACCAAACCUUCGGAUUGGAAAGGUGUCGUCAAUCUCAAGGAUCCGAGUGUCGCCACGCCGCGGCACAAAACUCCGGGGAGAGCGCGUUUCGCAGGACCUUCUACCACGAAGCGGUCGACCACGCCCGGGCCGGAUCCGAACCUCGACCUGGACGACGACCUCGAUGCGACGAUCAACAUGUCGCCUCCUGUUACGAUGGCGUUCGCGCAGCUGCCUAAAGGAGCGGCACCCAAGCUGGGCAAGACGCCACGGAAACAGGCUGCGGAGAGCAUCAUGAAGAAGUUACUUGAUGUUGAGAAGCGUCUGGGUGUGCCAGGCGGCAGUAGCUCGAAGCCUGGGGCGUCGGACUAUAGCGCAUACAAGCCUGGUGCACCGGGAACGACAGAGUCCAGCCUCAUGAGUGUACCGACACCGCCGUCGCUCAACCGGUACAGCAGGAAUCCGUAUCCUCCGGCAUCCGAGAUCAGCAGCAGCAUCGCCGAUGCGAGUCUCGAGAGCAUGAUGCGGCGCGUCGGGCUUCAAGGCUUCGACUACAGACCAUCUGAAAGAGCCAGGAGGGAAGACAUCUCAUCCGUCUCAAGCUCUGCACCAUCCGUGCCAUCAGGCAACCAGUAUGCGCGGCCAAGCUCUACGCAGGCGGUGUAUUCGUCGGCGUCAACAGAGCCAGAAGAAACACCGCACCCACCCGUGUUCCACUUCGAUCGGCGGUUAGUGGAUGACGAGCUCGUGCAUCCGGACAAUGACAGUUCGUCGGAUUCACUGGACUACGAAGACGGCCCUGGGGACAACCCGACAGACCAGUUUUUCCAGGGCGCGCAAUACCCCCAGGCGGACGACUCGUUUUCGUCGGGCGAGUCAAGCGACGAGGACGACGACGGCGUCGGGGGCAUGCAGUACGCGGCACCGGCGCACCACAUGCCGGUGGGCGACGUGGAUGACGAUGGCUUUGACGAUUCGUUCGACGACCCGGCGUAUAACCAGGAGUCAACCGAGGAGGAGACGCUCUUCGGUGUCCCGCCUGCACAGCGCCUGGCGCAGGAGGCGGCGCAGAGAGCGGCGCAGGAGGACGAGAACCCGCAGCUGAGGAUGCUGGGACAGGAGCUGCUGGAAGACACUAUAGGCAUCGGUGCGCAAAUGGCGCGUCGUGGGCAUGCACAAGAGACUCCUACGCCGUGGGGUAAAUAGCGGCCGUCAGUGAGCUCUUUUGUGGCUAGCUCGUUUAACCACACCUGUCUGACUUCUACUGCGCCAAGCUAUCGAUAUAGGCACAGUAUUGUGACACAUUCUACUGGACUUAGCUGUUACUGGAUCUCUAGUGUUUGAUUGGAACCGGAGACUUUUGGAUAUUCCUGCCGCUGGUGGAUCGUGCCAUUUCGGCAAUCCGAGGACCCACGACUUUGGGUAGUUCUCUGAUUUCGCGAGCGUGGUUGCCAUGCGUAUGUUUCUCUCCCAACGAGCGGCGCCUUGGCCUGCACGGGAGGAGGGCGUCGGGUGGCGAUGACGUCGUGCGUUCUCCCCGAAUAGGCAGCUGACAUCGUUCCCCGCACAUCUCGAUGUCAAACUUCGUGCUUAGCUCUUGACGAUGCCCAUGUUUGGACGACUUCUGUGCCACUUCAGACUGGACUGGGCGAGAGAAACACGGCGGAGAGCGAAAUGUCCUGCGCGAUAGACGAGCUAAUGUUGGCGGGCGUUCGCUGGAAAGGAGUCUGGAGAAACACGUUAACUGUGCCCCCGUUUCUUUCAGGCUUUCCUUCCAUCCGCUACCUCGUGUCCUCAUCGUUAGAUAGCAGCACCGGAUAAUAAGGUGAGUGUCGACCUCUCAUUUGCUUGUCGCAAGUCUCCGUCUAUCCUGCCGUCGG